AUGCAGGAUUACGACUCUCGAAUCAUGAUGUUGAUGGCAUGUGACACGUUGUGUUGUGCCGUGGGCUGUGCGGCGGCUAUCGUGCUCGGGGGUCGCCUGCUCUGCAAGAUUCGAUGGCAGCGCCCCGCCGUUCGUCCCGUGAUCGCGGCAAUGGCCGCUCCAUCUUGCACUCUUGCCCGCGCCCUGGCCCCUGCGACCUGGGCCAACCCCACCGUGACGCAUCGCCUCGACGACUGGUUCCUCGAGUCGCUCUUGCUCGCAUCCGGUAUGUUCUCUCUCCACCCGCUCCUACGCCCAUGCUCUUGCUUCUUACUCUGUCGCAACGCUGAUGCGUUCGGUUGACUCAAUGCGGACUCGGCCGCUGACUCCCGCCCCCGCUCCUUUUCCCCAAACCCCCAACCCCCCUCCCUGCCCCCGCUGCAUACAACGACCCCUCGAUCUUGGCCUUGCUUGCACCUCCCCAGUCGAUACAUCACUCGCCCUCUUCUCCUUAAAUGUCGUCCACAAUGCGUGCUUUGGUUUGAAACGGAUCACGGUGAUCUUGUCGAUGUUUGCCAUAGGAUGUGAGCCCCUGACACCCCGCCUCCGCCGUCUCAGAUCCGGCCUCGUGACCACAACCCUGAUCCACCGCUUCCGCGCUUUUGCCAGCUGUUGCGGCAUCUCGUGUGUCGCCUCUCGCGGUCCACUUGUCGUACCCUUUCAACACUGCCUCCGUCCUGCAUAUCCUUUCACACAUCGCCUUCGGUUUAGUUGGGGCUCUGUUCUUGCGAUUGGCGCACGCCGCGGGUCUCGACAACUACAAAGCUGCGGAACGGAUUGUGAGUCUAGGUGCUUGGUUGACUUGGACCUAGGAGUGGAGCUGACCCACACCAGUGCAAUCAAUGGCCCAGGGUCCAAGCGUGCGGCCAGCCGGCACUGCUGUUAACCCCUGCCAACAUCAUUCGCCUCGCGCACCGCAAGGAGAUCAACCUUCAGCACGCGAUGGUAUCAACCUCGGUAUACAUCGCGCAGCAUUAGUCAGUUAUAUGGUACAUUCCCCUGAAGUUCUGGAGGACGCGGCAGACUGACUCUUACCUGUCGCUUGGUCAUCACAGCGAAAUGUCUCGAACCGGCAAUUUGUCAAGGUCGCACCGUUCGUCGCCGCGUUGCACUGCUCGAAACACCUGCAACCUGGACUGCUCAGCUCCAUCGUACAAUGCAUUCCCUUUGUGAACGUCCACUCCAUCACGAACUCAGCCCUCGAUGGUUCAGUCCACCUCGUCGCAUCAGCAGGCGUGUACGCGCUGAGAUGGGCGGUCCGCAACGUGCUCGUGAUCACCCGUACGUGCCAGCUCUAGUCUCCUCGCACGAUGAGCCUUGGCAUCGUCUAAUUACUCAAAUUGCCACGUCUUUCGUACCAUUCUCAACUACAGUGUCUUUUGUCCUAGUCUCCAAGCUCCGAUGGCCGACGUUCAAUCUCGUGCCGUUGCGACUCUUGAGCCGUUCCAUCCGGCGAAUCUCGGCGCAGGGACAUCAGAAUGCUACUGACGCGCACACGGGCGUCAACCACGCUGAGAGUGAUGAAAUUCCGCAGCCUUCCGUUGAACGCAUGGAUGUACCCGACGGUCAUGGUGGGGAGCGCGGUGCCCCGCUCGUUGCCGAGCCCUCGAACCGAUCUCGAUCACCUACCGUUACAACUCAGCCUUAUCCUCUGAAUUCUACGUCUCCCGCUCAAGUCGUGUUCCCUGCAGCUGCAGCUUCUCAUGGCGAAUCGCAACAGCAACCAGUGGAGGAGCCCGCAGCCUCAAUCGAGGCUGAGUGCAACGUACCAUCGUCCUCAAACGGUCCAUACUGGCACACCCUCGAGACGAGUUCCAAGAAGCAGAGCCAUCCUUCUGGGUCCGGCUGGCGUCGACGACGAGUUCGCAUGCGUACAUCCCUCGGCACGAUCCUCACCACCUUCUCACCCAAGCAUCGAGAACACUCUUCUCCCGUCACUGAAACCCGCUCUGCAUCAUCGAGUCAAGUCGAUCCGGUGGAUGUGCGCCGUGUCCUCGACGAACAUGAUGCCUCGCCCAAGCCUUCCCAGACGACGGCCCCGAACGGUCGCGCCGAGAGGAGCCCCCAGGUUAUCGAUCGAGCUACCAUUCAAGUCGCCGAGCCAGAGGUAUCACCUUCCAUGCCAGCCAUGACGACGGAGGCGAUCGAGCCCUCCUCGACGCCCCGUGAGGCCAGAAAGUCCGUCUUCAUUGAGCAGCUCGGUACUUCACCUCAGAACCCUAUCCCGGAAGUGACAUUGGCCGAUACCUCAAGCCCCUUCGAACCCGAUUCAGAGCUCAACGAUCGACCGAACUCGCGUUGGCUGCUGCCUCCGUUGACGUCGCGUUCACUCACUGCACCUACGACCCCUCCUUCGCCUCCGAUCGCUGAACGCCUUACUCGUGCGGCGAGCAUGGAGGCGAUGCAUCAGAUCACGCGCAGUUUGCUUUGCACGCCUCGAACUCCUCGUUCCGAAAACGGCAAUCACAACAGAACCGGUCGUUUUAGCUCCAUUGCUUCGCGCAUGGGUGUCCCCAGCCAUGAAUCCCCCGCGACACCCACUUCGCCGUCGGGAUCAACUUCACCCUCCUCACCGACAUCACCGCCUUCAUCGCCUACCUCGCUUACUCCUCCUAGAACGCCCGAGACCCCCAAUUCCUCAAUACCCGCUUCGCCAUCGACCCCUCCCUCACGAUCGCGUUCUUCGCAACCAUACUCGACCCCUCAACGAGUCAUCUCGGCGUCAAAGCGUCUGCAUCGCCAGGCCAAGGACAUCGUGGUACCCAACUCCCGAGAUAGUGUGCACUCGAGCUCAGAGCUCAGCUUCCAUUGUGCCGGAGAUAGCGAGGUGCUCGAGAUUCUGGUGACGACGACGCGCACUCAAGUGACCGAAGAGGACGGACAAGUGGGAUCGCCGACGUCCGAAUCGACUGCGGACGGUGGUGCCCAAGUCGCCGAAUCUUCUCAUGCCCCAUCAGAGAAGGUCCCGGGUGGCAUCGUCGCGCGUGCUCGAACGAUGAUCACGAAGAAGACGAAGUGGUGGAACAACCCCAUUUCCUCGACUCGAAUGCGGAGUCGCAGCAUCUUCCACAAGGCGAUCAAGUCGCCGCUCGCGAGAAGCAAGAGAUACCCAGCCCCUGUCAACACCUCCCAGCUCGACCUCUUUUCGCCGAGGCCCCCGAGUAUUCAGGAUCCCAACGAUACCACCACGUUCGCUUUGGGCUCUCCCAUUUCCGACUCUUUCUGGCGUCCAGAGAGUACACAACGCUCUCGCUCGGAACCUCCUUCUCUCCGCGAGCCAUCACGACCUAAACCUUCGCGCGCGAGGAUCGCGGAGGAACGUCCUUCGUUGUUUUUACUUUCCCUUGAAGACCAUCAGGCUUCUCCAGGUGAGUCACAUGUGCAGCCUUUUGAAGUUAAUUUUGAAGAGUGUGCGGCCGAAGUAAGUGAAACACCUCCUUCAAGCUUCUGCCUCGCAGACACGCCCGAGCUCGUCGAUUUGUGGAAGGACGUGAUGGAGUGGAAGCGCACUUAUCAUGGCCACGGCGAUUCAUGUGAAGAGCUUCGUUCGGACGGCUCUUCGUUCCCUUCCGUUUGUGAGCAAUACCCCGACUUCCCUCAAGUACCCUCAAGAGGGUUGCGAUCGACAUCUACGUUCAUUUGA
This is a messenger RNA of Microbotryum saponariae, 3682 nucleotides long. NCBI's taxonomy places the organism in Eukaryota, Fungi, Basidiomycota, Microbotryomycetes, Microbotryales, Microbotryaceae. The record is from the annotation of a GenBank genome assembly.